Messenger RNA from Prunus armeniaca (apricot), 336 nucleotides. The record is from the annotation of a GenBank genome assembly. NCBI's taxonomy places the organism in Eukaryota, Viridiplantae, Streptophyta, Magnoliopsida, Rosales, Rosaceae.
AUGGCGAGAAAAUGGAGCAAACCUAGGGUGCUUCUCCUUUUAAAGCACCUUACCCGACCAUCUCCACUGUCCGUACCUCGCCUACAUCACCUACGAUGCGAACACGUGGGGACAUGCCAACCCCCAACAGUCGAAGCAACGCGAUGCGAAUUGAUGAGACCUCUCGCAGACCCCAACGUUAGCUGCCAUUCAAUGCGCCGCAUGCUCAGCCAACCACCUAUUGCCACAUCACACCCACUCAAGUACACCCCUUUCAAAAUCUGGCGCCAAAGGCUUAAAGAAGACCUCAUCAACUGGGAACUUAGGGGCUGCAUAAACCAACUAGACCUGCACUGA